GAUUACUCCAGUGUGUCCAAGCACACUUGGCUGAAGUCAUUAUCCGGCUGUGUUAUUUCACUCGAUCUCCCCACAGAAACAACUAGAAUCUGGGAUUCUGAAGUCUGUUUUUACUCUCUGUUUUUGGAUUUCCAGUACAGGUUCUAAAAAGGAUCUGGCCACAGCAAGCUUUCGUCCGGACAAACAGGCACCAUGAAGCCGGGGCAGCGUCUCUCCGUUUGUGUCCUGCUGGUACUUUGUGUGACAUGGAGCGUAAAUGGAGGGAACAUUUUGGUGUGGUACACUGACGGCAGCCACUGGAUUAACAUGAAGCCUGUGCUGGAGACGCUGAUCGACAGGGGACACCGGGUAACGGUUCUGGUCCCGAGCACGUCGUUGUACAUGAAAACCAGUGAGCCUUCUCGCUUUGGCUACGAACCCUUCAACGUCUCUGUCUCAAUGGAGACCAUGGAGGAGUUCCAAAAAGACUUCUUUCAUUUCUCCAUGUAUGAGAUGGAUCACAUGAGCUACUUGCAGAUUUACAUCAAAUUUAUGGAUAUAAUGAAAACCAACCAGCAGCAUGGUUUGAAAUAUUUGGACGGCGUGCUGAAAUCGGAAUCCAUCAUGAAGAAGCUGAAAGAGGGAUAUUAUGAACUUCUCCUGGCUGACCCCGUCUUCCCCGGCAGUGACUUAGUAGCAGAGAUUUUGGGCAUCCCCCUGGUCUUCUCCCUGCGCUUCUCCCUAGCCAGUCAUUGGGAGAGAUAUUGUGGUCAGCUACCCGCUCCUCCUUCCUUUGUCCCCGGCGCUAUGAGCAAACUGACUGACAAAAUGGACUUCUCUGAGAGACUGUGGAACCUCCUCUUCUACGCACUGCAGGAUGUUGUGCUGAAUCACAUUUUUUGGAAAGACCUCGAUAAAUAUUACACUGAAGUCAAAGAUGGCAGCCACUGGAUUAACAUGAAGCCUGUGCUGGAUACGCUGAUCGACAGGGGACACCGGGUAACGGUUCUGGUCCCGAGCACAUCGAUGUUCAUGAAAACCAGUGAGCCUUCUCGCUUUGGCUAUGAACCCUUCAACGUCUCUGUCUCAAUGGAGAACAUGGAGGAGUUUUUUGAGGAGUUCCUUCACUUCUCCAUGUAUGAGAUGGAUCACAUGAGCUAUUUGCAGAUUUACAUCAGAUACAUAGAUCUGAUGAAAGUCGACCUGCAGUAUUCUUUGAAAUAUUUGGACGGCGUGCUGAAAUCAGAAUCCAUCAUGAAGAAGCUGAAGGCAGGAAAAUAUGACCUUCUCCUGGCUGACCCCAUCUACCCCGGCAGUGACUUAGUAGCAGAGAUUUUGGGCAUCCCGCUGGUCUUCUCCCUGCGCUUCUCCCUAGCCCAUAACUGGGAGAGACAUUGUGGUCAGCUACCCGCUCCUCCUUCCUUUGUCCCCGGGGCUAUGAGCAAACUGACUGACCAGAUGGACUUCUCUGAGAGGGUGUGGAACUUCCUCUUCUACGCACUGCAGGACGUCGUGAUUGAUCACGUUUCUUGGAAAGGACUCGAUAAAUAUUACUCUGAAGUCAAAGGAACACCCACCAGUGCCUGCGAGAUGAUGGGUAGAGCAGAUAUCUGGUUGAUGCGAACCUAUUGGGAUUUUGAUUUCCCUCGUCCUUUCCUUCCCAACUUCAAAUUUGUUGGUGGGAUCCACUGCAGACCUGCUAAACCUUUACCAGAGGAUAUGGAGGAAUUUGUGCAGAGUUCUGGAGACGACGGUAUUGUGGUCUUCACUUUGGGAUCAUUCAUCAAGAAUAUUACUACAGAGAGGGGAAACAUGAUAGCCUCAGCCCUCGCUCAGAUCCCACAAAAGGUGCUGUGGAGAUACAGUGGAGAAAAACCAGCGACUCUGGGUGCCAACACCAGAAUAUACGACUGGAUCCCUCAGAACGACCUACUGGGUCACCCCAAGACCAGAGCUUUCAUCACCCAUGGUGGCACAAAUGGGAUCUAUGAGGCCAUCUACCACGGUGUUCCCAUGGUGGGCCUCCCCAUGUUCGCUGAUCAGCCAGACAACAUGGUCCAUAUGAAAGCUAAGGGCGCUGCAAUUAUCGCGGACUUGAACUUCAUGAAGACUGAAGACCUCAGAGACGCAUUCAAUACUGUCAUCAAUGACAAAUCGUACAAAGAGAACGUCAUGUGGCUGUCUAGUAUCCACCAUGACAGACCAAUGAGUCCCCUGGAUGAGGCGGUAUUCUGGAUCGAGUACACCAUGAGAAACAAAGGGGCCAAGCACCUGAGGGUCCAAGCCCAUGAGCUCACCUGGUACCAGUAUCACAGCCUGGAUGUCCUGGCCUUCCUCCUCGCCAUCGUUCUGCUCCUAGUACUCCUCUUCAUCAAGACCUGCAGUUUCUGCUUCCGAAGGUGCUGUGGCAGCAAGGGAAAGAAAAAGAGAAAGGCUGAGUAACUGACUGAAAUGUAGCUGGUAAAAACUGAUGAAAAAACAACCUGGUUGUCUUGCUGGUCUAAAUCAUGUAAUGUAAACACAAUGCCCUGGAUAAAACAUUUAAAAGAUAAAAAAAGAAAAUCUGAUUCCAGUGUCCAGUAUUCUUGUGAAACUCCAAACAAUAUUUCAUGUGUUGUAUUAUUUGUUUAUUUUUUACCAUAAACUCAGGUUUGGUCAGCCUAGCCUAAAAGACUGAAGUAAAAACAUUGUUAGCCUCUACAUGGAGAAAUAUCAUCAUAUAAAGUAUCAUCAUCCAAAACAUGCACUCAUUCUUCCAUUUUGCUCCUUUUUGUAUCACCAGUAAUUACACCAGUUGCAGACAGGUGUGCUCUAAUUUGCAUAACUGCACCUGAGGCCAAUUGGACAUUAAUUGCUGAAUGUUCAUUGGCUGGUUUAGGUUUAUAAAAAAAAAAAAACACACACACACAGAUUUCAUUAUGUGCCUUUAUUUGGAUAAUAUGGAUGAUAACCCACCCCUUCAGGUUUUCACAAAUAUUUAAACAGGCAUGGACACAUGGGCUUUAAAUCAAAAUUUAACAUGCAGGAAAUAUUGUAUUAACAUAAAUUAAGUAAUCACACAAAAAAAAUAAACAGCCCUCCCA
Messenger RNA from Sebastes umbrosus (honeycomb rockfish), 3062 nucleotides. Its product is annotated as UDP-glucuronosyltransferase 2A1-like. The transcript has 9 exons. NCBI's taxonomy places the organism in Eukaryota, Metazoa, Chordata, Actinopteri, Perciformes, Sebastidae. Gene Ontology annotation, molecular function: UDP-glycosyltransferase activity. The record is from RefSeq and is a predicted model, not a curated record. Bases 193 to 2421 code for a protein of 742 amino acids.